Acanthosepion pharaonis is the source of this 1008-nucleotide messenger RNA. The record is from the annotation of a GenBank genome assembly. NCBI's taxonomy places the organism in Eukaryota, Metazoa, Mollusca, Cephalopoda, Sepiida, Sepiidae.
AUGUUAGUUGUUGUUGUUGUUGUUGUUCUUCUUCUUCUUCUUCUUCUUCUUCUUCUUCUUCUUCUUCUUCUUCUUCCUCUUUUUUUCUUUCCUUCUUCUUCUACUACUUCUUUCCCUCUUUUCUUCUUCUUUCCCUCUUCUUCGUCAUCUUUUUCUUCUUUCCCUCUUCUCCUUCUUCUACUUCUUAUUUUCCUCUUCUUUUUCUUCUUUCACUCUUCUUCCUUCCCUCUUCUUCAGCUUUUACUACUUCUUUCCUCUUUCCCUGUUCUUCUUCUUUCCCCCGUUCUUCUUCUUCUUUUCCUCUUUUUCUUCUUCUACUUCUUUUCUUUUUCUUCUGUCGCUGCUUCUUCUUCUUCUUUAACUUCUUUCCUUCUUCUUCUUUUUUCCUCUUCUUCUCCUUCUUCUCUCCCUCGUCUUCUUCCUUCCCUCUUCUUUCAGCAUCUACUUCUUCUUUCCUCUUUCCUUGUUCUUCAUCUUCUUUGCCUCAUUUUUUUUACUUCUUCUUCUACUUCUUUUCUUUUCUUCUGCUUCUUCUUCUUCUUUAACUUCUUUCCUUCUCCUUCUUCUUUUUCCUCUUCUUCUUCUUCUCCUCUCCCUCCUCUUCUUCCUUCCCUCUUCUUCAGCUUCUACUUCUUCUUUCCUUUUUCCCUGUUCUUCUUCUUUCCCUCUGUUUUUCUUCUUUCCCUCUUUUUCUUCUUUUUCAUCUUCUACUUCUUUUCCUUUUCUUCUGCUACUUCUUCUUCUUCUUUAACUUCAUUCCUUCUUCUUCUUCUUUUUCCUCUUCUUCUCCUUCUUCUCUCCCUCGUCUUCUUCCUUCCCUCUUCUUCAGCUUCUACUUCUUCUUUCUUUUUUCCCCGUUCUUUUUUUCCCUUGUUCUUCUUCUUUCCCUCUUUUCUUCUUCUUCUUCUUCUUCUUCUUCUUCUUCUACAUCUUUUCCUUUUCUUCUGCUACUUCUUCUUCUUCUUCUUCUUCUUCUCUCCCUCUUCUUCUUCUUCUAUAGUUUUAUAA